Messenger RNA from Coregonus sp. 'balchen', 285 nucleotides. The record is from the annotation of a GenBank genome assembly. Lineage: Eukaryota; Metazoa; Chordata; Actinopteri; Salmoniformes; Salmonidae.
AUGCCUGCCCAAUUUGAAACAGCAGAUCUAAAGUCUAUAGAAACUACAAACAUAUUGGAAGAAACUUCAUAUGAGACAAAAACAACAGAGAGAACAGCCGUAAAUUCAUUCAAAACAUCAGCAACAGGCAUCUUGAAAUCAUCAUCUGAAAAUUCAGAGGUAAAAACAACUGUCUACAAGUACAUUUGAACCAGUCCUUGUUGACGCUCCUGAAAGAUCCUCAAUUUCAAAAGACAUGAUAACUACACCCACAACCUCUUCUUUGAUAACAACACCUCAAAUUAA